This is a messenger RNA of Candoia aspera, 2074 nucleotides long. It is a transcript of the gene YPEL4, whose product is annotated as yippee like 4. Bases 373 to 756 code for a protein of 127 amino acids. The record is from RefSeq and is a predicted model, not a curated record. Lineage: Eukaryota; Metazoa; Chordata; Lepidosauria; Squamata; Candoiidae. The transcript has 5 exons.
GAGGAGGGAUGGAUGACUCACAAUGUUAUGAUGCGGUUCCACAACACACCGCCACAUUCGGCUACAGACGGUGCACAAAAACAGCCCUUGGGUUGCUCUGAAGCUGCUGUCCCCUUGGUACGACCCCGCGCAGAGCGACAGCCGGAACACGCAGGGGCGGAGAGAGUCCCCCAGGGAGCAGGUUUCAAGGUGUCUCCCCUUUCGGUCUGGUUCUCAUCUGGGGGGGCCCUGGCAGUGCAGCCCCCCCAAACUUCAUUCUUUUGAAAAACGGCUCUAGCCAACCUGCUUCGCUGCUUCACUUGUGAUCGCUUGUGUGGGGGCUGCACAGCACCAGCUCCCCCACCUCGACAAGGCAUUGCCCUCCAGCCUGUCAUGCCCAGCUGUGAGCCAGUGCCACCAGCCGCCUGUCUCCCUACCAAAACGUUCCGCAGUUACCUGCCCCGGUGCCACCGGACUUACAGCUGUGUCCACUGCAGGGCACACUUGGCCAAACAUGAUGAACUCAUCUCCAAGUCCUUCCAGGGAAGCCAUGGCCGCGCCUAUCUUUUCAAUUCUGUGGUUAAUGUGGGAUGUGGUCCAGCAGAGCAACGCCUUCUGCUCACUGGUCUCCAUUCAGUUGCUGAUAUAUUCUGUGAAAGCUGCAAGACUACACUGGGCUGGAAAUAUGAACAAGCCUUCGAGACCAGCCAGAAGUACAAAGAAGGGAAGUACAUCAUUGAGAUGUCACAUAUGGUGAAGGACAAUGGCUGGGACUGAGAGGGAAGUCUGGGUUCACACCCUCCUGCGUAGCAUGCCUUGCCCUUUUGUGACCCCUUUGCCACAAGUGGCAUCCCAGCACAACCAACCCAGCUACCCUUCCAUCAAUCUCCUGCACAGCAUCACCCAGGGGAGUGGAGCUUCCAGGAUCUUCCCCCCAAGCCUCUUUCUGAAACGCUGGAUUCACUGUUUGGAGGACCCUACCUGUCCCCUAGAGCAGAAGAGGAAACAUGCAGGUGGCGGGGGUGGCGGGAGACUAACGUGCAAGAUUUUGGACUGGUUUCUCCUUGGCCCGUGUAGGUUAUGUUACAUCCACUGUUAGCACUUGUUUGGGUAAAACUGUGGCAUCCAGAACUGAGAACCUGGAAUCAGGUUUGAACGUUGCAGUCCAUUGCAUAAGAAGAACAAAAUACUUAAUGCAAUGUGACAGCAAGGACGGUGACAUAGGGUACACUUUGGGGGAGGGCCAACAGAUCAGUUUCACGUGUAAAAGCUGAAGAGAUGGUCUCCAGUAUCUCCAGCUUAAAUAAAGAAGGGCUGUGACAGAACCUCAACCAUGGCCCUGGGUAACUGCUGCCAGACAAUGCUGACAGUGCUGAGCUGGAUGGACUAGUGAUUCAGUUUAUUGUAAGGCAGCAGCUUCUCCUUUCUGAGGAGAAAUUAAAAGUUGUACAUCAGCCUGCUGAUAUUGGGCACUGAAGGCUGGAUGGAGUAGAUCUUACUGGGAGAUAAAGAAUAUCCUGAAGGUAAGGGACAGAGGAACAGUCUCCCUCCAAAUGGUAGUUACCGUUCCCUUUCCCAGACACUGUGAUGGUAUUUUCCCCAGAUUUAUUCUAUGGAGUCCAUUACUUUAGGUAUGAAUUAUCGUGUGCUUGCAAUCCCUGAGCACUAUGCCCCCUCCCUCAACUCCCCUACCAUUAAUGAAGGGUGGGGCGGUGGGGUGGGCAGCACUUCAGCACUGUCACCAGCGCAGGAAUUUUUUUGUAUAAUAAAAUUGUUUUAUAUUUUAAAACAAACAACCCAUACUACCAAUAGCUUCUGUCAUCCUGCUUCCUUUUCAGAUUCAGGACCAAGCCAGAAGUUCUGUUGACAGGACAUUAGCUUCUGCCAGCUUUCUGCUGGUCAAAGUUUCCAAUAGGCAUGGAAUCCAGAAGUAUUAUCUGACUACAUACAUUUGAAAUCUUUACACCAAAUCACGCAAAAUACGAACCAGUAUGUUUCUCCCCAUGAUAAAACUGUACAUUCAAAAUUAUCAUAAUCUGUAAAUUGGCUCAGAUUAUGCCUGGAUCUUCCUUGUUUUAUGUAUAAAAAGAGCUUC